AGCUCGAAACAACUCCUUAUUUUCCCUCACUUUCUCUCUCGUCGAUCUCCAUUUCCUCGGGAAAAAAUAUGGGAAAGGGUCCAGGUCUCUACUCCGACAUCGGCAAGAUAGCCAGAGAUCUUCUCUACAGGGAUUACCAGAGUGACCACAAGUUCACUGUUACUACUUACACAUCCUCUGGAGUCGCCAUUACUUCAUCAGGAACUAAGAAAGGUGAGCUUUUUAUUGCGGAUGUGAAUACCCAGUUGAAGAACAAGAACAUAACAACAGAUGUGAAAGUUGAUACAAACUCUAAUCUUUUUACGACAAUUACUGUUGAUGAACCUGCACCUGGACUCAAGACGAUAUUUAGCUUUAUCAUUCCUGAUCAGAGAUCUGGUAAGGUGGAACUCCAGUACUUGCAUGAGUAUGCUGGAAUAAGCACUAGCAUUGGAUUGACUGCAAAUCCAAUUGUGAACUUCUCUGGUGUGGUUGGGAACAAUACUCUCUCUCUUGGGACUGAUCUCUCGUUUGACACUGCCACUGGGAACUUCACCAAAUGCAAUGCAGGCCUGGGUUUCUCCAAUGCUGACCUCAUUGCUGCCUUGACUUUGAAUGACAAGGGUGACACACUUAAUGCUUCAUACUACCACACUGUAAGCCCACUGACUAACACAGCUGUUGGUGCGGAGCUGAGCCAUUGCUUUUCUACCAAUGAAAACACUCUUACCAUUGGCACACAGCAUGCCCUGGACCCCUUAACCAAGGUGAAGGCUCGGGCUAAUAACAGUGGAAAGGUAAGUGCUCUAAUCCAGCAUGAGUGGCGCCCAAAAUCUCUCUUCACUAUAUCAGGAGAAGUGGAUGCCAGGGCGGUUGAGAAAAGUGCAAAGAUUGGACUGGCCUUGGCUCUAAAGCCAUAGAUUAAGCCCUUAACUUGGUGUAUGUGGAAGGUUGGCCUUGUUUAUGGCAGAGAGCAAUAAGGUAGGUAGAAUGAAUGACCUUUAGACAGUUUCCCUUUUUCCUGGUGAAACUUUUUUUGGUCUAUUAAUGGGGCCCUAUUUAUUUCUUUGGAUUUGGUGGUUAUGGGUUGUAAAAAAUAAUUGUUGCUGGUGGAAUGGACCAACGGUCGUCAUUUUCCAGUUCAAAGCUCAUUAUCCUCCUUCACAACUGAAAUUGAACUGUAAGGAGGAUAGUUUACUUUCAGCAAAAAAUUCUUAUGAAUUUUGGUUCGACAGUGUGUGUUGUUUC
Molecule: messenger RNA, 1227 nt
Organism: Vitis riparia (riverbank grape)
Lineage: Eukaryota; Viridiplantae; Streptophyta; Magnoliopsida; Vitales; Vitaceae
Product: mitochondrial outer membrane protein porin of 36 kDa
Exons: 6
Coding region: 69-899 (276 amino acids)
Biological process (GO): monoatomic anion transmembrane transport
Cellular component (GO): mitochondrial outer membrane
Molecular function (GO): voltage-gated monoatomic anion channel activity
Source: RefSeq, a predicted model, not a curated record